AUGAACAUCUUCCAAGCUAUUUUUGCCUUCUCCCUAACAAUCGCCUCUUCGUUUGUCGAUGGACUACCUUCCACCUUAUCCGAGACAACACAUCAUGCUGUGCUGUCCCUGGAUAACGAGACUGUCUCUUUUGAUGUGCGCGAAGGAGCAAAGUACUCGCAACCACUGAAUCGGCAAUUAAUCAAUUUAUCAAUUGAAUUUUGUUUUAUUGUUGACUUCCUUGGUGAUGUUGGAAACCUCAAUUUGUUCUCAAAGCAGCUUCUCCGAAACAUUGAAGACAGGGCUGGUGUAGCCCCAAUUAUCCGCAUCGGCGGUAACACGGCGGACAGCAGUUAUUUCUGUCGUGACUGCAACGAAACACUUGUCAAUGUCUACGGCGCUGAAAAUACGGAAGCUGUUAAAACUACUUACAAUCAAAGGCUCUUUGAAGUCCUCGAAGAAUACGAUUCAGGUAUAACGCGUUGUCCAGAUAAGCUCUCCGUUGCUCAAGCCGAAAUCGAAGCAUCAACCAAAUGCCUUGACCAGUCCUAUUUCUACUCCUAUGAACUCGGCAAUGAAGUCAACAUUUAUCAGUACACUGGUCAUCGAGAUAAUAACUGGACUGUCUUAUCCUAUGCAGCGGAUACUCUUCAGUGGCUGCCCACACUUGUUCAGCUCACAAAGAUGAAUGUUCCACAAGCAAUGGGGGCAGUUAAGUCAUUUUCUUCACAUGCUUAUCCUCAGAAUGUAUGCUCAGAACCUGCUGCGGCAUUAGUCACGCUAGAUUACUAUCUGAAUCACCUGAAUACCAUCCAGUUCUUUUCCGCUUGGGAAAGUGAAAUCGCCGCUGGAAAAUCAGUGGGAGCAGACUUCCACAUUGGCGUGGCAGGCAGCGCUGCCUGCCAUGGCAAAGAUGGAGUUUCAAAUACGAUGGCUGCUCUCUUGUGGGAGAUUGACUAUGCCUUGUAUGCUGCCACUGUAGGAGUGGAUCGAAUAUUCUUCCACAAUGGCGUGGGAGAUUUCUAUUACUCAAUGUGGGAGCCUGUGGCUGUCAAUUCAUCUUCCCUGGCACACAUAAACCCGACGUAA
Molecule: messenger RNA, 1068 nt
Organism: Penicillium arizonense
Lineage: Eukaryota; Fungi; Ascomycota; Eurotiomycetes; Eurotiales; Aspergillaceae
Exons: 5
Coding region: 1-1068 (355 amino acids)
Source: RefSeq, a predicted model, not a curated record